UUUGCUAUCAUCACGUCACGUGACUGAGUUUCUGGGUUUUCUGACCAAUAGCGGAACGUCCGUGUGACGUCAGUAGGUUAGCUGCUCAGAGCUUUGAGUCUCAGCUAGCUUACCGCUCGGUUGCCAUGGUGACGAUCUCUGCGUGUCUGGUUUAGUGAUCAGUUUGUGCGAGUCUUUGCUCAGCCAGAGAGUAGCCCCGGUCCGGUCCGGUCCGGUCCGGCAGACAUGGAGCAGUACAGCAUCCUGGGUCGGAUCGGAGAAGGAGCUCAUGGCAUCGUCUUCCAGGCCAAACAUAUCGAGACAGGAGAGACGGUGGCCCUGAAGAAGGUGGCUCUGAGGAAGCUGGAGGACGGGAUCCCGAACCAGGCAGUGAGGGAGAUCAAGGCCCUGCAGGAGAUCGAGGACAACCAGCAUGUGGUGAAGCUGAAGGAUUUCUUCCCUCAUGGAACCGGUUUUGUCCUGGUCUUUGACUUCAUGCUCUCUGACCUCUCUGAGGUCAUCAGGAACUCCCAGCGACCUCUGACCCCGGCUCAGGUGAAGGGCUACAUGAUGAUGUUGCUGAAGGGCGUGGCCUUCCUGCACCAGAACUCCAUCAUGCACCGGGACCUGAAGCCUGCCAACCUCCUCAUCAGUUCCUCGGGUCACCUGAAGGUGGCAGACUUCGGCCUGGCCCGGCUGUUCAGUGACCAGGGGGAGCGGCUCUACAGCCACCAGGUGGCCACCAGGUGGUACCGAGCCCCGGAGCUGCUGUACGGAGCCCGGAAAUACGACGAGGGAGUUGACCUGUGGGCGGUCGGCUGUAUCUUCGGGGAGCUGCUCAACUCCUCUCCUCUGUUUCCCGGGGAAAACGACAUCGAGCAGCUCUGCUGCGUCCUGCGAGUUCUGGGGACGCCGACCCGGGACAGCUGGCCCGAAAUGGUCGAGUUGCCAGAUUACAAUAAAAUCACCUUCAAGGAGAAUCCAGCGAUCCCAUUGGAGGAGAUCGUCCCUGACACCUGUCCUCAGGCCGUGGACCUGCUCUGCCGCUUCCUGGUCUACCCGUCCAGGCGGCGCUGCUCCGCCACACAGGCUCUCAUCCAUCCCUUCUUCUUCUCCUCUCCUCUUCCUGCUCACCGCUCCGAGCUGCCCAUCCCUCAGAGGGGGGGUCGCCCUCCCCGCCAGCGCCUGCAGGCUCCGCCCACCGACUUCUCUGUGGACCUGCCCCUGCAGAACAGCGUGGUGGACCCCGCGGAGCUGCAGCCACACGCUUCCUGCCUCUGAAAAGACUUAAAGUGUUGGAAAUGAGAACUGAACUGAACUACUGAACUAAACUACUGAACUACUGAACUGAACUACUGAACUGCUGAACUGAACUACUGAACUGAACUACUGAACUACUGAACUACUGAACUGCUGAACUGAACUACUGAA
Gambusia affinis (western mosquitofish) is the source of this 1410-nucleotide messenger RNA. It is a transcript of the gene cdk20, whose product is annotated as cyclin-dependent kinase 20. The coding region runs from base 226 to 1260 and encodes 344 amino acids. The record is from RefSeq and is a predicted model, not a curated record. Gene Ontology annotation, biological process: protein phosphorylation. Gene Ontology annotation, molecular function: cyclin-dependent protein serine/threonine kinase activity; ATP binding. The transcript is spliced from 9 exons. Gene Ontology annotation, cellular component: nucleus. Lineage: Eukaryota; Metazoa; Chordata; Actinopteri; Cyprinodontiformes; Poeciliidae.